AUUGAUACUUUUUUCGCCUUUCCAAUUAUUAUAUGCUUUCUGAAUCUCGACAGGGAUAUCCCCUUAUCCGUCCCGCUGUCAUGCACCUUUAAUCACUUUAUGCUUUCUUGUUUGUCGGAUUCGAGUCCAUAAUUGAGUUUUUGAUCGGUGGCUGUCCACAGAUUUUUCACUCUCUCUAUUUGAUUAUAAACCUUACAACAGUAUCUGGGUUUUUUCGCGUUAAGGGUUUCCUUUCGAAUGCAUGUUCGCCAUUCUCCAUGGAAGAGAGUAGUCAUCUUCAUGGGCAGAUUAUUGAGAUAAGUGGUGAAGUUUCUGGUGGGGAGAGGAGCGUUGGAGGGAGCAAACUAUGUGGAGAAGCUCCUUGUGGAUUCUCAGAUGCUGUAACCAUCACCAAGGAUGCAAAAGAACGGGCAGCUUCCAUGAGGAAGCUUUUCAUUGCAGUUGCACUCUGUGUUGUCUUCAUGGGCGUUGAAGUAGCUGGAGGCAUCAAAGCCAACAGUCUUGCCAUUUUGACUGAUGCCGCACAUUUGCUCUCAGACGUUGCAGCAUUUGCUAUCUCAUUGUUUUCUUUGUGGGCAGCAGGCUGGGAAGCAACCCCUCGUCAGACUUAUGGGUUCUUUCGGAUAGAGAUUCUUGGUGCUUUGGUUUCCAUCCAGCUCAUAUGGCUGCUCGCUGGGAUUCUAGUGUAUGAAGCCAUUCUAAGGCUUAUUAACGACACGGGAGAAGUCAAUGGCUUCCUUAUGUUUCUUGUUGCUGCUUUUGGUCUUCUGGUAAAUAUAGCCAUGGCCGUCUUGUUGGGUCAUGACCACGGCCAUGGGGGACAUGAUCAUGGUCAUGGUCACAGUCAUGUGGGGCAUGGUCACGGUCACGGUCACGGUCACGGUCACGGUCACAGUCACAGCCACAGCCACGAUGAUCAUGAUCAUAACAGCCACGGUCACAGGCAUGGGGUGCGCAUUACCACUCAUCCCUUUAGUCAUGAGGAGCACCCAAGAGACGAGGAGCAUGGCCAUGCUCAUGAGGAAGAUUUGGUUGAACCACUGCUGAAGCAAAAUUCCCAUGACAAAAACAAACCAAGGAGUGAGAAAGAAGAAAAGGAAAAACGUAACAUCAACAUACAAGGAGCUUAUCUCCAUGUACUGGGGGAUUCCAUUCAGAGCGUUGGAGUCAUGAUUGGGGGAGCCUUGAUAUGGUAUAAACCAAAUUGGAAAAUUAUUGAUCUGGUUUGCACCCUCAUAUUUUCCGUCAUUGUGCUGGGGACAACUAUCAAAAUGAUUCGGAACAUACUGGAGGUAUUGAUGGAGAGCACGCCUCGGGAGAUUGACGCUACAAAGCUAGAGAAAGGUUUAUGUGAAAUGGAUGAAGUGGUCGCUGUACACGAGCUGCAUAUUUGGGCCAUUACAGUGGGAAAGAUUCUGUUGGCUUGCCAUGUCAAAAUAAAGCCCGAAGCGGAUGCGGACAUGGUGCUAGACAAAGUGAUCGAUUAUAUUAGGAGGGAGUAUAAUAUUAGUCAUGUGACUAUACAGAUAGAGCGUUAGUACUCUUCAGUGGAAAGAGAUUUGAGCUUUUAAUCUUGUUACUAUGACUAUUGUUGCAUUCUAUUUCCUUUAGUUGCUCAGUUUACUAUGUUUAUCUUAGUGAAGCUGAAAGUGGCAUUGUUGCUUUUAUUGGAAAGAGAUUAUUGAGUUUCCUGGUU
Rhododendron vialii is the source of this 1696-nucleotide messenger RNA. RefSeq names its product metal tolerance protein 1-like. Gene Ontology annotation, cellular component: plasma membrane; vacuole. The record is from RefSeq and is a predicted model, not a curated record. Gene Ontology annotation, molecular function: zinc ion transmembrane transporter activity. Gene Ontology annotation, biological process: zinc ion transmembrane transport. The transcript has 2 exons. NCBI's taxonomy places the organism in Eukaryota, Viridiplantae, Streptophyta, Magnoliopsida, Ericales, Ericaceae. The coding region runs from base 258 to 1538 and encodes 426 amino acids.